Pomacea canaliculata is the source of this 3302-nucleotide messenger RNA. RefSeq lists its product as uncharacterized. NCBI's taxonomy places the organism in Eukaryota, Metazoa, Mollusca, Gastropoda, Architaenioglossa, Ampullariidae. Gene Ontology annotation, biological process: regulation of DNA-templated transcription. The transcript is spliced from 12 exons. Gene Ontology annotation, molecular function: DNA-binding transcription factor activity; DNA binding. Bases 284 to 2230 code for a protein of 648 amino acids. The record is from RefSeq and is a predicted model, not a curated record.
GUGGUUCAAUCAAGGAUAUUGCAGUGGUCGACGCGUUGACGGUUGUCCUCAAAAAUAGCAGUUCGUCGACGUCACAGGUCGCCUACUUCCUGUAAUGGUAGGCUUUCCCGAAGCUAAAAAUAGAUUGCAAGUGGAAAAUCCAAUCGUUGCGUUGGCACGAACAACUUUGGUUCGUGCACGGAGGUGUGAUACAAGUUCGUGGUUCGUGGUGUCGGCUUUAUUUGUACAGUGGGCCAAACGACGAAACGGUCUUGCUAUCUUUCAAGGCAGCCGCGCUGACUGAAUGGGCUUUCCGCUUGAUGACAUGGCAACUCCAAAAAUGAGAGCGAGAGGCAAGACGAUAGCUUCGAAACAUGGCAAAUUGACCAGCUAUGAUGCUAAUCACAAGCCAUCCAUCCAAAUCAUCAAAUGCAUUGGAUUUCAGAAGUUUCGAUACUGUGGAGAGGACAGACCAGGCAAAAAAUAUCAGGAAAAAGACUUUUUGCAACUGUCGCUUCAUAACUUGAGCGGCAAGAAUGUUACCAUCCAGAUUCUGUGCUUUGACGCAGACAAUCCAGAGAACAUUCAUCCAAAUGGAUUGGUUGGACGGGAUUGUAAUCAUGGUAUCUAUCGAAAAACCAUACCUGUCAGCAAGGCUACUCAGAUUAUAAGAAUCCCAUAUUUGCGGACUGAGCGAAUUCGUACCAAGAAAAAUGAAUCUGACAACCUGAAAAAAACAUUGUUAGAGAGAGCAUUACAACUUCCAAGUCCAUUCAAAGAAAAGUUUACAAAGCAGUGUGAAGGCAAUUUAAAGUUUGACACUACAAAAGUCUGUUUUGGUGUCAUUGCCACUCUUGAAGGUGUAAAGAUGGACCCUCUUUUUGUUGUCAGCAAUGUUGUUCAAAAUGCCAGUGAAAAGACUAAACUGGAAAUAAAGAAACUGAGUGUAAAAUCUGUGAAUGCUCAAGAAGGGGGAGAAAUAGAUAUUUUUACAAUUGAAGAUGGUCCUCCUAUUAUGGAUGGCAAAUGUUCAGUAAAAGUGAUAGUUCAUCAACAUGGCUGGGAGUCUGAGGAAACAAAACCAAAGAGAGAACAGAUCAUGUAUAAGCGUGUGGUAACCUACCAUGUACCACCAUUUAAGCCGAACCCAUCAACUACUUCCCCUAUCAAUGCAGAGCUAAAGCUCUCAUGUCUUCAGAGUGGGCAGUCUUGCACAUUUUCAUUCAUGUAUGAACCUUCUGUCAGUCAGAGAGAUUCUGACAUGCUAUGGAGCAAACCUCCACGAAAACGACCCUAUAUUGUUGAUGCAGAUGAUGACAUUCAAAGGCUUAAUGGUGCUGACAACAUAAAACUGCGUGUAAAAGAAAAGCUUCAGAGCAGGCAGUCACAAGAUAUUGACCAAAUGCAUGACCUGCAUCAGCGAGACACAAGAAGUGUACCAGGUACCAAAGGUGUCAUUCCUGUCACUGUCAGCCAAGUUUUGACUAAAGAACACAUUCAAACAGUUUCUGGUUCAAAAGAAAACCAGCCUCAGCUCCAGAAUGACAUAAUUUGGGCUACUGAUGCAAUUACUGGAGAACUUGUAUACCUUCGCACCACUACUGGUGGAUCAGUUGAGAAUGUUGUUGUAUAUGUUGAGGAAGGGGAGAAGAACAUUGAGGGUGUUGGCAGUUUGGUGGGGUUGCCUGGUGUACCAGAGCUUUCUGCUCCUAAAGCAGUGGCAGUUCCAGAUUCAGAGUGGAGCACUUCAGUUAGUCAGUCGUCUGGUACACUGAGAACACUGGCACCACUUAACACAGCCAGGUCAGUAAUGGAUGUUCGUAUGCAUGAGUCUAGCCCAGGAGUGGCAUCCAAGGCAAGACGAAAGUCCAUUUUGUCUCCCUGGCUGGUCGGUGAACCAGAAGUAUCUCCGCUCAUGCAUGGUGAUGUUGCCUUGAAUCCACUGCCUGACAGACAUCCAGCAGGAAAUUUUGUUGUGCCUUCCACAGUAGCUGCCGCCCUCAAGCAAGAAAGUGUAGAGUUUGGCACCUUGUCAGGUGGAGUUCGCAAUAUUGAUCCAGUAAAUUCAGUGAUACUCAUCAGCAAUGAGACAGUUCCAGAUGUGGGCAACAGCCUGCCAUCUCUCCCACUUAGCAGUUUUCUGACAAGUGGUGGUUUGGAAAGCAAUCUCAAAGGCAUGAAAUUUGAUGAUUCUGGAACUUUGCUGAGCUCAAGUGUCUUUGAAAUGGUGGAGCCAUAUCUAAAUAAAUAAAGGAAUGAAACAUGUUGCAUUUAUAUUUGCAAAGACAAAAACUGAAGCAAAACCUGAUAGCUUUGUUAGAAACAUGCAGAGAUGAGCCAUGAUUACACUCCCACCAUUGGGUUCAGUAAGUGGCUGGUAACUCUCAUCAUUUUAAAGCAGGUUUCUACUGUAAUUCAGGAGAUAUUUAGUAUGCCUUUCCUUUUUAAAGAGUUUGGAAAACAGUUUUUAAGACUUGUCACACAAAUAACAAAAGCAUGAAAGUCUGGAUUUGCUUAGUUAGCAUGUGGCACAUUUAUCAUGACUGGAUGCUGACAAUGACAGGCAAGUAUCAUUUUUCACAGUAUCGACAUGAAGUAAUACAUCAGGAUUGAUUUAAGUUGGCUUGGGUUCAGAUCUUAUUUCAAGAACACUUUUCUUUCUAUGUACAUAGGACCUGUUUACAGGACCAGCUGCUUUGCUUUGACAGAGCCUUAGUUGCUGGCUUAGCAUGAAACAACAAUAAGCCAAAAAUGUGAGGUGUGCAGAUAUGGUCAUUGGUAAACAUCCCAUUAAUGUAUAUAUUCCUAUGUUACUUUUUUUUUCAACACAGUGCCAUAUCCUUGUCUGUCAUGCACAAAGCAUGUUAAAGCCCCUUUUGAGUAUUAUAUUAUGAAAUAUGGGACAGUGAUUGAAGAAUAUAAAAAGCUUUUUAUUGACUGCAGUAGCAUUCCACCACUUGGCCAUUAUCAGAAUGCCUCAUCGUAAAUAUGAGAAGGCGAAAACAUCCUACCGAACAUGAAAAAAUUCCAUAAUUUCACAAAAUGUUAUUAGAUGUGCAUAAUAAAAGAAAGCAGCAUUUCACUGAAGCUGUUUUCAAAAACUUUUAAAUCUUCAUCAAUGGAUGUAGUUGGUUCAGAAAUUCAAAGAUUCAUGUACUAACGUAUCUAACUAUCACAGAAAUUAUGUGCCCUAUGAAAGCAAUCAAAAGUGGUUGAAAUCUUCCUGUUAAGAUGUGAUGUAUAGGUAAUGUGUUUGUUAGAAAAAAAUGACAGGAGGGUUUGAGAAAAAUAAGGUAUACAAUAUUAAACUCAGAUUUAACAGG